AUGGUUGAAGAAGCGUCGGCAUCGGUGGGCGAAACCCUACCCCAAAACGCGCUGGAGACUCAGAGGUCCAACGAGGCCACCAUCACAGAUGGAGCUCAGGGAGGCGCCGAGUCUACUUGCAACAACGACAACGCGGAAGCUUCAGCUGUCACUUCCGAUGGAGAUCGCGAGAAGUCGCUGGAGUUUGCCGACGAGUUGAUGGAGAAGGGUUCCAAGGCCAUCAAAGACUCUGAUUUCGGAGAGGCCACCGAGUGCUUCAGCCGUUCCUUGGAAAUCAGGGUUGCACAUUAUGGCGAACUUGCUCCUCAAUGUGUCAAUGCAUACUAUAAGUAUGGAUGUGCAUUGCUUUACAAAGCUCAAGAGGAGACUGAUCCCUUGGGUGUUGUUCCCAAGAAGGAGGAUGAAUCUCAGCAAGGAUCUGCUAAGGUUGGUUCUGUUAAGAAUGUUGUAAAUGGUGAAUCUUCUACAGCUUCUGCUUCAAGUGAUGCUGAACAGGAUGGUAGUUUGAAUCAUGAGGAGGGAGCAGCUGAUGAGGGUGCUUCUGGUGAAAAAGACCAGGAAGAAGAACAUGAUGAUAGUGAUGUUGAAGACCUGGCUGAAGCAGAUGAAGAUGAGACUGACCUUGAUUUGGCAUGGAAAAUGCUAGAUGUUGCAAGAGCAAUUGUUGAAAAACACUCAGGUGACACAAUGGAGAAGGUGGACAUAUUAUCAGCUUUGGCUGAAGUUGCACUGGAAAGAGAGGACGUUGAAACUUCUCUCAGUGACUACCAGAAAGCACUAUCCAUUUUGGAGCGGUUGGUUGAGCCAGAUAGUCGACGUAUAGCUGAACUAAACUUUCGAAUAUGUUUGUGUUUGGAGAUUGGUUCCAAGCCUGAGGAAGCCAUUCUGUAUUGCCAGAAGGCUAUAUCAAUCUGCAAGUCUCGUGUGCGGCGACUCAUGCUCGAAUCAAGGAGUUUCUCAGAAUCUACGACCUCGUCGGCUGCUUCUGUAUUGGAGCAGGGUGUCACGCUCUCCUCAACUGUGACCGAGUCUGAUAGUACUGUGACAGAUAAGCAGGCAGAGAUUGAAACACUAACUGGACUCUCUGGAGAUCUGGAAAAGAAGCUUGAAGAUCUGCAACAACUGGCCUCAAACCCAAAAUCCAUUCUUGCUGAAAUUCUGGGAUUGGCGUCUGCCAAGGCAAAAGGCACUGAGAAGAGUGAAUCCUCAGCAGGGCAGAGCUCUUCACGGAUGGGAGCUGCUGACAACAUUGGAGGCUUUGACUCCCCAACUGUUUCUACUGCUCAUACGAAUGGAACUUCUGGAGUCACACAUCUCGGUGUGGUAGGAAGAGGAGUAAAGCGAGUAUUGAUGCACUCGGGCACUGCGGAAUCAAGCUCAGCGAAGAAACCUGCUUUGGAUUCAUCUGAAGAUAAGGGAGAGGGCAACACAUGA
Molecule: messenger RNA, 1434 nt
Organism: Prunus armeniaca (apricot)
Lineage: Eukaryota; Viridiplantae; Streptophyta; Magnoliopsida; Rosales; Rosaceae
Source: the annotation of a GenBank genome assembly